AGGCGGAGGGCGCUGCGAUUGGCCCUCGGCUGUGGCGACGGCGACGAUUGGCUCCUGCGUGCGGAGCGAGGAGAGCAGAGUGGCGGCCGUUGGAAUUCAAAAGUGGCGGGUGUGGCGCGGGGCUGGAGGGCACAGGAGCCCGGAGUGCGCGUGCUGUGCGUCGCGAGCAGGCGGGAGAACGCGGGUCCCCGCAGCCCCAGCGCCCUGUCCUCCUCUACUGCGCUCCCUUGACGCGUGUGGCACGGAGCUGGACAUGGAGCCGCAGCAGAGGUCACCCUUGUUGGAAGUGAAGGGGAACAUAGAGGUGAAGAGACCCCUGGUCAAGGCCCCUUCCCGGCUGCCUCUCCCAGGAAGCAGAUUUAAGAGGGGGCCUGACCAGAUGGAGGAUGCCUUGGAGCCUGAGAAGAAAAGGACACGAGGCCUGGGCACAGCGCCCAAAAUUGCCACAUCCCGCCCCAGAGCACCAGCCCUCACCACAGUGCCACAGACACAAGGCCAGACCGCAGCACCAAAAGUUCCCAAGAAGACAGGACCCCGAUGUUCCACAGCUAUUGCCACAGUGUUGAAGAAUCAGAAGCCAGGCCCUGCUGCUGUUCCUGCCCAGAAGCCUGGCACAGCAGCUGCUCCUUCCAUGCUGGUGGGGAAGAAACCCAGCAAACGUCCGGCCUGGGACUUAAAGGGUCAGUUAUGUGACCUAACCGCAGAGCUGAAAUGCUACCGUGAGAGGACUCAGACGCUGGACCAGGAGAACCAACAGCUGCGGGACCAGCUCAGGGAGGCCCAGCAGCAGGCCACAGUCCUGGGGGCAGAGCGCAGGACACUGGAAGGGGAGUUGGCCAGGGUACAGGCCCAGGCUGAGCAGGGCCAACAGGAGCUGGGGAACCUGAGUGCCCGUGUCCUGGAGCUGGAAGAGCGGCUAGGCACGCAGGAGAGCUUGGUACAAGAGCUCCAGAAAGAGCAGUUGGGAUUGCAGGAGGAGCGGAGGGGACUGGCUACCCGGCUGGAGGAGCAGGAGAGGAGGCUGCAGACAUCAGAAGCAGCUCUGUCAGGCAGUCAAGCGGAGGUGGCAUCUCUACGUCAGGAAACUGUGGCCCAGGCGGCCUUACUGGCUGAGCGAGGAGAACGUCUCCAUGGGCUAGAGAUGGAGCGUCGACGACUACACAACCAGCUCCAGGAACUCAAAGGCAACAUCCGAGUAUUCUGCCGGGUCCGCCCUGUCCUUCCAGGGGAGCCUACCCCAUCCCCUGGCUUCCUCCUGUUUCCCUCCGGCCCUGGUGGGCCCUCUGACCUUCCAACCCGUCUCAGCCUCUCCCGGUCUGAUGAGCGGCGUGGGACCCUGAGUGGGGCACCAGCCCCCCCUACCCGCCAUGACUUCUCCUUUGACCGGGUGUUCCCACCAGGGAGUGGACAAGACGAAGUGUUUGAGGAGAUUGCCAUGCUUGUCCAGUCAGCCUUGGAUGGCUACCCAGUAUGCAUCUUUGCCUACGGCCAGACAGGCAGCGGCAAGACUUUCACAAUGGAGGGUGGGCCUGGGGGAGACCCCCAGGUGGAGGGGCUGAUCCCUCGGGCCCUGCGGCACCUCUUCUCCAUCGCUCAGGAGCUGGGUGGCCAGGGCUGGACCUACAGCUUUGUGGCAAGCUACGUAGAGAUCUACAAUGAGACUGUCCGAGACCUGCUGGCCACUGGGACACGGAAGGGCCAGGGGGGUGAGUGCGAGAUUCGCCGGGCAGGGCCAGGGAGCGAGGAGCUUACUGUCACCAAUGCCCGAUAUGUUCCUGUCUCCUGUGAGAAAGAGGUGGAGGCCCUGCUCCAUCUGGCCCGCCAGAACCGGGCUGUAGCCCGCACAGCCCAGAACGAGCGGUCAUCACGCAGUCACAGUGUGUUCCAGCUGCAGAUCUCUGGGGAGCAUGCUGCACGAGGCCUGCAGUGCGGGGCCCCCCUCAGUCUUGUGGACCUGGCCGGGAGCGAGCGGCUAGACCCUGGCUUAGCCCUUGGCCCUGGCGAGCGGGAACGCCUUCGGGAAACACAGGCCAUUAACAGCAGCCUGUCCACCCUGGGGCUGGUCAUCAUGGCCUUGAGCAACAAGGAGUCCCACGUGCCUUACCGGAACAGCAAGCUCACCUACCUGCUGCAGAACUCUCUGGGCGGCAGCGCUAAGAUGCUCAUGUUUGUGAACAUUUCCCCGCUAGAAGAGAAUGUCUCCGAGUCCCUCAACUCCCUUCGCUUUGCCUCCAAGGUGAACCAGUGUGUGAUUGGCACUGCUCAGGCCAACAGGAAAUGAAGACAGAUCCAGAUCCUCUGUGCAGGGGGGAGGGGGGCGGCUGAGGGAUGCUUUAUUGGGAGGGGUUGCUGUGUUACCUGGGCUUAUCAAAUGAAGUUUUUUGUUGUUUUUUAAAAAAUAAAGAUUG
Equus quagga is the source of this 2408-nucleotide messenger RNA. RefSeq names its product kinesin family member C1 (gene KIFC1). The record is from RefSeq and is a predicted model, not a curated record. Gene Ontology annotation, molecular function: ATP binding; microtubule motor activity; microtubule binding. NCBI's taxonomy places the organism in Eukaryota, Metazoa, Chordata, Mammalia, Perissodactyla, Equidae. Gene Ontology annotation, biological process: microtubule-based movement.